This is a messenger RNA of Argiope bruennichi, 1638 nucleotides long. RefSeq names its product cytochrome P450 4V2-like. Lineage: Eukaryota; Metazoa; Arthropoda; Arachnida; Araneae; Araneidae. The transcript has 11 exons. Gene Ontology annotation, molecular function: oxidoreductase activity, acting on paired donors, with incorporation or reduction of molecular oxygen; heme binding; iron ion binding. The record is from RefSeq and is a predicted model, not a curated record. Bases 36 to 1559 code for a protein of 507 amino acids.
AGUUAGUUUGAAAUCUUGUGUGCAAGAUAUAUAAAAUGCUGCUGCUUAUAAUUUACAUAUUUAUAGGGAUGUUUUUCGCGUUCUUUUUAAAAUGUUCUUUUUGGAGAUAUAAGUAUAGCAGGUUGAUGCCAGGAAGAAAACCGAGUGUCUUUAAUAUUCUUGGAGAUAUUGGGGAAUUGAUAGAUUUUAGACAUUUAGGAUCUACAGACUCGAUACAUCUCAAAUUUAUGGAAACAAUGAGAAAUCUAAAUAAAACUUAUCAGAAGGACCAUUUGUUCUGUACCUGGAUUUUAUACACGCCUUUUGUAUUUCUUGUCAAAGCUGAGGCUGUAAAGGAAGCCCUGAGUGGAAAUAAGAUGAAAGAAAAGAGUUGGGUUUAUAAAUUCGCAAAACAUUUAUUUGGUUAUGGUUUAGCUACGAGUCCACAUGUUAUAUGGAAGCCACGACGCAAGCUGCUAAACCGUUGUUUCCAUCCUGAUAUUUUGAGAGGCUUCUUGCCGGUUUUUAAUGAACAUGCUCAAGAACUCGUUAAGGUUUUUCGAGAAUCUGAAAAUGAAUUCACUGAAAUAUCUCAUACGAUAGCCCUUUGUGCUCUGGAUACAAUUUGUGAAACUGCUUUCGAUGUAAAGCUUAAUACUCUUGGAAAUAACGAAUCACAAUAUGCGAAUGCAGUUCGAAGGUUGUGCGAUAUUGUUCUGUACAGACUGUAUUCAUUUUGGCUGUGGCCAGAGGUCAUAGCUUGGAAUACGCCACUCGGUAAAGAAGCCAAAGUUCACCUUAAAUUCUUGAGCGAAUUCACAGAAAAGGUAAUUCGUGAGAAGAAAGAGCGCUAUUUAUCUCUUGGACCUGGAGCUGACAAAGGAAAGCACCAAGCAUUGUUAGAUGUAAUUCUGAAAUUGCACUUAGUUGAACAUGAAUUGACAGAAGAAGAUGUCAAACACGAAGUAGACACAUUUGCUUUAGCGGGCCAUGAUACAGCAGCAGUUACUGUUACCUGGGCACUCUACCUCAUAGGUCUUUAUCUUGAUGUCCAAGUAAAGGUUCACGAAGAACUCGAUAGAAUUUUUGGCAAAAAUAUUGAUAAAGAUAUUACUGAAAAUGACUUGAAUGAUCUCUGUUAUCUGGAUUGUGUCGUAAAAGAGACCCUCAGACUGUAUCCUGCUGUGCCAAUCUUCGGAAGACAAGUCGAAGAAGAUACCACCAUUUGCGGAUAUACCUUACCCAAAGGAGCAUCUUGCUUUAUCUUAAGUUACUUCUUACACAGAGACGAAGACGUAUUUCCCGAUCCAGAAAAGUUUGAUCCAAAUCGGUUUUCACCAGAAAAUGCCAUAAAAAUACCUGAGUAUGCCUAUAUACCUUUUUCUGCUGGUCCAAGAAAUUGCAUUGGGUACAGAUUCGCAACAAUGGAAGUUAAGAUUCUUCUUGCAACUAUCUUGAGAAAUUUCACUGUUGAAUCUUUAGAAGAAAGGGACAAAGUGCUACCAGUAAUGCAAAUUGCAUUACAUCCCUCAUCACCAGUUUAUGUCAAAUUUAGAUCACGGUCAACACAGGAGAUUUAAAGAUCAUUGUAUUGCUUAUCUGUGAAAAAAAUGUAGAAUAAAAUAAGGAUUUCUUUUUGUCUCACAUAAAUAUAUAAUG